Molecule: messenger RNA, 9849 nt
Organism: Xyrichtys novacula (pearly razorfish)
Lineage: Eukaryota; Metazoa; Chordata; Actinopteri; Labriformes; Labridae
Source: the annotation of a GenBank genome assembly
UGGCAACAAAAUAACGUAGCUAGAGAGCUCUGUCAGGGAGGGGGCUGAAGAACAAAACAAUGACACUGCUCGGAAGGAUUCAAAGACAGAAACACUUUUGAGAGACUUUUUUUUUUACACGGACUCGCCCAGAUUUCCCUCCCGUCUCGUGUAGAGUUAAAGAGUCCGCGGGUAUCCGAGCUUUGAACAUCGACGGGCUGCUGUUUUUGUUGAUAUGUUGUUUCAGCCCAGUUGACAGACUGGAGGCUAGCUGCUUGUAAGGACGGAUGUGAACUGUUAAAGCUCGCUGUUUCGCUUAUUAAAGCUUUCUCUCGAAAAAAAGUUGAACCCGUCCGUUGAAGCCAGUUAGCUGUGAGUUACAUGAAAUUUGCUUUGUGGCUGAAUUAUUCCCGAGCGAGCUGCUGAGGCUCACUUUGCUAAAGCUAGCCUGUUGUUAGCAUCAACAUUUGCACAUUCAUCUCUUCAGAGAGAGUUCAUUGUCUCGGUUGGUACGAGAGACACGCGUAUUUUCUGCUUUAUUUUUGUUUUAUUUGUUAACUUAUGACAUAUAAUAUUUACUGUUGCAGCUAAAUGCAGAGACACGAACAAGCUCACUAAGGUAAUAAGAUAUCAGGUGUUACUCGAGACGACGGCUGUCUCUGCUUUAUUGCCUCACUGCCAGUUGCACAAAUUACAUAAUUUUACCUUUUUACUUCAUAUUUCCACGUUUUUAUUGUACCAUGCAGCUGUUUUAAGUUGAUUUUAAGUUAACAGUAUUAUUACAUGCGCGUCACUUUUUAUUAUCUAACACAAGUAAUUCCUGCUGCUGUUGUCAAAGGUGUAUAAUAAGCACUACUUUGUUUGAAGUUUUCCUCGUAAGAAACGAUGAGUGGCCAUGGCUCAUCUUCAGAAAAGGGAGUCAAUACUAGUCUAAUAUGUCAGGAGAGUUAUGCCUGUGGAGGCUCUGAGGAAGCUGCAUUUGAGUGUGAUGAAUGCAAAAGCUUGCAGUGUGUCCGCUGUGAGCUCGAGCUCCACAAUCAGGAGAGUCUGAAGAACCAUGAACGGGUUCACAUAGGUCCUGGUCAUGUUCCUUACUGUGACAACUGCAAAGGAGGAAAUGGAGACAAUGGUAAACGCCGCAGAUCUGUGGUCCGCUGCCAGAACUGCAAACUUAACCUGUGCCAAGACUGUCAGAAACGCACCCACAGUGGAGGCAACAAGAAGAAACACCAGCUGACUUCUUACCCACCUCCUCCAAAACCAACAGUGGUCAGCUCUGUCCAAACAUCUGCUCCACCUGCUGUCCAAAUAGACGAUGAGACCAAGUCUCAGAGAGCUAAACUUCUGGAGAAGGUUUCCAGUUUUCUCUUGGUGGAUGAAAAUGAGGACAUGCAGGUUAGUAGUGAAACAGUGACUCUAAGAUUGGACAUAUUGUUGCUUGAAUAUUUGAUGCUGGAAAUCAAAGGGAGCUAGCCUGCACACGCAUUCAGCUCUGCAAAAAGUUUACCAACCCUACAAAUGGUCCUCAUUAAGUAAUAUUUCUUUUAAAGGCAACAAGAGAAAAGGGGGUGAUUUAAACACCCUUUCAUCCAUAUGACAGAGUUAUUACACCUCUAAUCUUCAGACAUUUAGGCUGCGAUUUAGGGUACACUAUUGAACUUACAAUUAAUUAUUUUUUAUUCAAGAGACCUGUGAAAAUGACAACAAAGACGUUCAAAAAGAUCAAUUAAAGUAGAUUCAACAGGAGGUUUUCAUGUAAGAUAUAUUAGAAAUUUCAUUUAAUAAAAACCUUUGUUUCAAACACACAUUUUUAGAUGAAAUCAGUGAAGAUGUAUUGAACAUAGAAAACAUUUACAUCCUAAAAAACAACACCCAUGAAUUUCUGUAGUGGUAUUUAUUUACAUAUUCACACAAAAGGAGUCUGUUUUAGGUGAUAUGUUUUAAAAGAUAAACUUUGUAGUUAUAGGAUGAUAUUUUUUAUGUUCAUUGUAUUUUUUUUUAUGUUGCAUAUAGAUGUUUUUCACUUUGGCCCUUUUUGCACAUUUGACCACACCUGCCACCCUGAUGCUUAUCAGUUUAUUUUGCAAACUUAUGUUUGGAUACAACUCCACUUUUUUAAAAAACCAUCACCUUUUAUUUGGAAAAUUGUGAUUAUAACACUUUCGGUGUACCGAGUUAGUGUGCUCUGUGCAGGCAUGUCUCCUUUUCCUUGAUGCUGUUUUUAUACUUUUCCACUUUACCUGAUGUGUGUAUAACCACCCUCCUAAAAACUAAAAGUUCACUCUGCAUUAUUUUUUCCUCAAAGAUAAAGGAUGACAGUUCAUUUGUGAAGCGUCUGAGCUGCGACCCUGAUCAGCUGCUGAAGGUGGUGUCCAUCUUUGGCAACACAGGAGAGGGCAAGUCUCACACCCUGAACCACACCUUCUUCCUGGGCAAGGAGGUGUUCAAGACGUCCCCUACGCAGGAGUCCUGUACAGUGGGUGUGUGGGCAGCGUUUGACCCCAGCCGGAAAGUAGUGGUCAUUGAUACAGAGGGGCUGCUCGGGAACAGCUCCAAACAGGGUCAGCGAACUCGUCUGUUGCUCAAGGUGCUCGCCAUUUCCGACCUCAUCAUCUACCGAACCCAUGCUGACCGCCUACAUGACGAUCUCUUCAAGUUCCUCGGCGACGCCUCUGAUGCCUACUUGAAGCAUUUCACCAAGGAACUGAAGGCGACAACGGCUCGCUGCGGCCUCGACGUCCCUCUGUCCACGCUGGGCCCAGCAGUGGUCAUCUUCCAUGAAACAGUCCACACUAAGCUACUUGGAUCAGGUGAAACAGAUCCCCUCUAUUACAACUUUACUAAACAAGUUAAAGGUCAGAUAGCUUUACUUCCAUCAGAACAGGACAUUGUCAUCCAUCUCUGAAUGUAGGUCUGCAUCAUUGGAAUGGACAAGCGCGUGCCUUUAAAGUAAACUAAGACUUUAGCACUGCAGAUAAUUGCAGGUUUAGCAAAUAUUAGCCUGCAGUGUCUGUUUCAUCUGCGCAAGGAGUAGCACUUAGCAUUCCAGCUGCUUUGUGAAAUGUUAAAACACCACAUUCUAGACAACAAGCAGCACAAACUAUGGUGUGAAGUCAAGUACACAUAUUUAUUCCUGUAGACACACACUUAAAAGACAUAGCUUGAGUUUCUUUUUGUCAUUCAGUUAUCCUGCUGCAGGUUAAACUCUCUAUUAGUGUCAACAAUUUCACCCCUGUGUGAAGUUCAUUUGAUUUGAGACCGCAGCAGCUGCUUCUUUUGCUCUUGUGUUACAGUGUAAAUAUCAGCCCUGCAGAUUUACAUUUUAUCUGCUGAUACCUAAGGCAUUUACACACCAUGCAGCUCUCCUCUCAUAUAUCACAAGGAGAGCUUUAGAAUUAUUAUUCAAUCAAGUUAACUGAUAUACAAAUAUAAUAUUUCUAUUUUCAUAAUGUUUCCGACUUUCUGUGGUAAUGUAUUUAUCCGUGCCUUGCUUUAGACAAGUCCUCCGAGUCGGUGGAUCGACUGCUGUCAGAGCGCUUUAAGAAGGUUUCUCGUUUCCCUGAAGCCUUCAGCUCGGUACAAUACUUGGGAACACAGACUCUCAACCCUCCUACUGACUUCCGCGGCCUGCAGAACAAACUGGAGCAGCUCCUUGACAAUAACGCCACCCGCUCCCCUCGGACCCCAGUGGUCAUCUUCAAAGCCCUGCAGGUGGGUGGACUUGGCGGCAGCUGGCGUUUGAAUUGCUUCAUAACAGACUGUUUUUGUUGUUGAAAAAAAAAUCAACUAAAAAAUGAAAUUAUAAGCUGCUUUAAUGGUUCAGCCGGACAUCCCUGACAUGGUUGUCUGAAGUUAUCUUAUUUUCUUUUCAAAUGAAUGUGUACUGGGGAUGUGUAUUGGUAUAGAUGGAUGAGUUCUGUUUGGGUACAUUAUUGCUAGAUAAAGAUGACGUGCACCACUUUGUUUUGUCUGCAUCUACUCAUUUCUACUCAUCCUUCAUUUUCCCACAGGCACUGAGUGAGCGCUUUAAUGGAGAAAUUACAGGUGAGCUGGCAGCCCACAGCUGCUUCUUUCCCGAUGAGUACUUCACCUGCUCCUGCCUCUGCCUCAGUUGUGGGUGAGUAUGAAAAUACUAAUUUCAAGAGAAAAGCUUUCCCUAAAUCUCCCACUCUUGAUAUUUAAUACCACUCUGACUUAUUAUUUUUCUCAAAGAUCUGGCUGCAAGAACAGCAUGAACCACUUAGGAGAAGGAGCGCGCCAUGAGGCAAAGCAUCGUUGUCGUUACUCUGCUCAGUAUGACAACCGCAUUUACACCUGCAAGGUAAGCACAGUUUCACAGGUGUUUCUCAGUAUAGCCUCCAACUUCACUGUUUAAUGAUGAAUCUUAAAGUGAUUGUGCUUGUGCAUCGUUUUAGGCUUGCUAUGAAGGCGGAAAGGAGGUGGUAGUCGUCCCCAAGACCUCAGCUUCCUCAGACUCUCCAUGGUUGGGUCUUGCUAAAUAUGCCUGGUCUGGGUGAGUUACAGUGAAAUGUCAGGCUAGACACACUUUAGUUAAGCUUAUGUUACCUUUUACAGAGCAUAAUUUUAGCUCUGCUGUACCAGACUCAGACCUGAUGUAUCAAAUGUCUUUUAACAUUGACCUGCAUGUUUCAUGUUACACCUGAUUGAUUUACAUGACCUGAGUUAAACAUUUGUGUUUGAACAGGUAUGUUAUUGAAUGUCCAAACUGUGGAGUGAUCUAUCGUAGCCGUCAGUACUGGUAUGGGAACCAGGACCCUGUGGAUACUGUUGUGCGUACUGAAAUCCAGCAUGUGUGGCCAGGGGUAAGAGAAUCAGACUCUGUGAUAUCUUCAUAUUGUGUAGAUUAUGAUUCUUUAUAAUGAAAGCUGGUAAAAAUGUGGUAAAAAUCUGUUUUCUGUAGUCGGAUGGCUUUUUAAAGGACAACAGUAACGCAGCACAGCGUCUUCUGGAUGGAGUGAACCUAGUAGCCCAGUCUGUGUCAGAGCUCAGCGUCAAGCCUGCGAAGGCCGUCACCUCCUGGCUGACGGAUCAGAUCGCUCCAGCCUACUGGAAACCCAACUCCCUCCUCUUGGUGAGUGACACACACAGCCCAGCCCCCUCCACCUUCUGCCACCAACAGCCAAGUCAACACUUUCAUGUCCACAGGGAUGUUUACUAUGUGUGCUGUUCCGAGCCUAUUACACAAUCGGUGUUUGCGGGUCACAAGAUAAAACCUGGAAAGACACAGAUUGCGUCUUCUUCCCUUGAGCUUGAGGUCAAUAACAACUCGUGCUGCUGUUGUUUUUGUUUUUUUUCUCUUGAACAAGGUGUGCCAUAAGUGUCACACGGUCUUCCAGGACAACGACACCAAACAUCACUGCCGUGCCUGCGGGGAGGGUUUCUGUGAUGGCUGCUCAUCCAAAGCCGCUCCUGUCCCUGAGAGAGGCUGGGGUCUUGCCCCUGUCAGAGUUUGUGACGUUUGCUUUGAGCAAAGAGCUUCAUUCGCAGGUACACACACUCUCAGCAUUAUUGAGUAUCUACUAUAUGGUCAGUUCACAUUUGUUUUGAGUUUAUUUUUAGCAAAGUUAUUUUUUUUCUUUCUCCAGAGCUGCUUGAGGCAGAGCUCGAGGAGGAAGAGGGUGGAAACCUUGCCAGAAAGGUCGGGGAAGCUGUGACCAGCACUAUUGGUGUUGUGGUCACUGCUAUUGACAUCCCACUUGGUGAGUGUUGCCCAACACACAGCCUAAACAGGAGCGUUGUGUAACAAUAAUAGAUGACCCAGCAACUGUGAGUGAAAGGGUGCAAUGCCCUCUGGUGGCAGAGGUGUAGUGAGCUUAUUUAGAACAAAAAGGUUAUGAAAAGAAAAGAAAAGCUCUCGUUUUUAGAAUCAACCCUUGUUGAUGUGUUGUGUAGGAGUUUAACGACUCAUAGGAAUACAUGUCACCUAAAUGAUCUCAUUUCAACAGAGCCUGUACAAGUUUGAAAGUUAAUUUAAGAACAAACUAGAGCAAUGAUGCCAAACCUGCUGAUUGCGUUUUUCAGCUUUAAUCAUAUGGUAUUUAGAGGCUCAGAUGAGAGAGUAAGUUUAUGUUGUAGUAAGAUGAUCUUCAGAUACAGAUUGUCCACUCAUUUGUAGCUUCUUUCUCUUGCCAGUAAAAAUGUUUGCAGUCCGCAAAAUUACAAUCCUCCUACACACACUAACUACAGCACCAAAAACUACUUUGCCCAGCUCUGCUGAACACAUCAGUGGUUUUACUUUUUCCUGGUAGUGUUCUGUUGCCUAAUUUUUAACAGACAUCAAGUUCUGGUGCUUAUACUGGUGCAAAGGUGAGAUCGAUGACCAGUUAGCCUGUUUACUCCUUUCAUUUUACAAGACUUCCUGUUGUAAACGCACAAGGUAUUUGCUUAAGAUAUAAAUGUUUGGAGACAGCUUUACAUGAUAUGAGCUUGCUCUUGAGGAGGUACUUCAGCACUCUCAGGAUGCAGAGUUUAUGAGAAGACUGGCUCUGCUGCACAGUCUAUGGCUCUUAUAUAAAAACCUUACAGUUUAUUUAACCUUUAUCAUAAGAACCAUGCUUUAUUAGGCUUCCUCAUAAGCCUGCUGUAUAACCACGGUUUCUGUUAAAGGGCAGAGAUAAAUAUGCCUCAGAUAACCUGAUAUCCUGCUGAAAACCUUCCUAUAUCCAUCACCAACCCAAAAAUACCCCAGAGCUAAGUCUGCUCCAAUCACAAAUGAAUUAGCUGACUUGUUUCCAAAUCUUGUUACCAAGUUUCCAUGGAUACCCCUGACCAAGUAGCUAGUUUUUUAUGUCAAGGUGCACUUCAAGAGAGUGGAGAGGACAAGUCGGCUUCACGGAUAAAGCUUAAAGAAAGCAAGAGCAACCUAAAGCUGAUCUUUACAAACAACAGAAGUUAAUCUUACUCAUGUAGUCUUCUGUUUGAAUGGAGUAAAUGGCAAAUAUAUUGAGGCUCUGCAGCAUGUCACAGUAUUUAAUAAGCAAGGAGGUGUAAUGUAAUUGGCUCAUAGGAUAUCUGCACAACACCUCUAUAUUGGAAAGCAUUAGCUCGACAUUUUGGGAGGGACACUUUUGUAGGACUGCAAUAGAACUCAUGUGCUGGACUCUUUUAGAUGGACACAGUUGCCAGCGGAAACUCUAGGAUGUAAUUACGCCUCGCCAGGCAAAAGAUUCAAACAUAACCUCUUGUAAAACCACAACAUAAAGUUGUUAACAAUCAAGCUUUUCUUACAGAUUAAUCAGACUAGAAAUAAAUGUGCUCUCUGGUGAGCUUUGGCAGUGUUAGCUGGAAGAGUUUUAACCUGAAAUCUUUCUUCAAACCAACUUGUCUUUUAAAUAUUAAAGCAGUCUUUACAUGUCUGCACUUUGACAUUUAGAGAGAUAACCACACAGUAAGCACACUGAGUAAAUGUAACCUUAUUAUUAUUAUUACUAUAUGUGCUGUGUCCCUGUAGGCCUGGUGAAGGAUGCAGCUCGUCCCGCCUACUGGGUUCCUGACCAGGACAUCCUCUCCUGCCACAACUGCCAGCGCGAGUUCACUGCCAAGCUGUCCAAGCACCACUGCCGCGCCUGUGGCCAAGGAGUGUGUGACGACUGUUCCCCGGAGCGUCGGACGGUUCCAUCUCGGGGCUGGGACCACCCUGUUCGCGUGUGCGCCAGCUGCAACCAGAAACCUGGAGAACUUUAACAGGGGGAAAACCUUCCUUCCUCAGAACAGCAGAGAGAACCAGUCACUCACUCAGCGGUCAUUUUGACACAGCUUUACCUCUGUUCCUCUGAUGGUUCUGUCUCGUAUCUGUGGAAAGGAAGUUUUUAGGCAUAUACUUUUUAGGAUACUUAGCAGAUUUGGGAUUUCAGAGUUCUUGUGGCCUUUGUAGAACAGCCAGAACAUGUGAGUUACUUGACUGAGUGUGAAACGUGCAUUUCCACUCUGGUUAUUCACAGAGUGAAUAUUUUGAUUCUUUACAACACAAAUCCCUACUUUUACUUUAAUAAGGCUGUUCAGCUAUUUUUCUACUGUUAGAAAAUAUAAAAAGAUGUAUCAUUUAAAGAAUAUUAGCUAGUUGAGAACCCCUCUGGGUUGGUGUGGAUAGUUUCAACCAAUUCUUCUCGUUGCGCGUUGUUUCUCUGAUGUCGUACUUGUAAUGGCGAGGACAUACUUUAUAUCCAUGCAGGUUCCAUUGCAUGCUGUAUUGCAACACUUUUAGUUUUUGCACUAAGCCUUUUUCAGCUGUUAUAGGCUGUUGCUUACCGUGGCCAAAUCCCAGAUAUCCACUUGAUCAAGCGCUCUUUUGCAAACCGAGCUGAUUUCUGCUUCAGUCGAGUCUGCAUUGUGGAUAUCUGGUGUGCCAAAAAUCAUUCAGGUCACUGUGUCUGUGCUGAUUCGAUGUUUAUAUUUUAUCAUGUACUUUGUGGUUGUAUGAAAACAUAGAGCUACGUUAGAGUGUACAUUUGAAAUGUUGAAAAUUAUUUAUGUAUUGAAAAAAAAAAAAAAUCUGAGCACUCUGGCAUGCGUUAUGACAGUGUGAGGAUCCGAUGGCCUUUUUUCUAUUUAGAGGAUGAUCUCUAACGAAACCUCACCAUCUCUCUUAACAGGCGGCAUUUUUAGUGUUCAUGUGUCAUAAAGUGUUCAUUUUUCAUGUUGGUUUUCUUCACACCUUGAGUUGUAUUGUUUUCCAAAUAUUUACUAUCUGAUUGGUUGUAUUAGUAUUGUUUUGCAGAGCUUAUGAGUAUUCAUAUUUGUCCUCAAACCAGUUUUAUAAAUCAAAUUCUGGUCCCUGGGUCUCUGUUGGCAGAGCCUGACAGGAAACAGACUCCUGUCACGGGUUGUCACAGGCCUCGUUAUUUUCCUGUUACGGCUGAAUUUGUAAAGAUUUCUUUGAACAUAAGUUACUGUAUGAUCACUUAUAUGCUAUGUAUUGUCACCUCUCCCCUUCAUAUAUUUUUUUUUUAGAAUUACACAAAAUUUGAUGCAAAAUAUUGCAGGAAAAAAAAGAAAAUCACAAUAUAGAUCCACAUUUAGUGACUGAAAGCUUUAACCGAUGUGGCAUCUUUACCAGUUUUGAGUUAUUGAGUUCCAUGAAGGAUAUCUUAUAAAGCACAAAUUGAUGCCUUUAACAUGUAUGCUUGCAUUUGUUGUCAAAAUUAAGAAAAAAAAAAAGGAUAUUUGUGGAUUGUGAGCUUUGUAGAUAAAGUUAACCCUCCCUUUGCUUCUAACGUGGAACUUUUUAGUUCUGAAGUCUGAUGAGAAGAUGUCGAGUCUGCCUCGUCUUAAAAUAGAUCUAUGUGUCUGAAUGUUGCAUCACACACACCCCUCUCUGAGAUGCUAAUAUUGCACAGCGUAGAAUAGGAAAUAGAUAAUGACAGAUGAUUUGUACUGGAGUUUAGUCCAAUGCAAUUGUGUGCAAAUGCAAAUACUGAUGUCCAAUUUUUGUAUUAGCUUGGGUGCUAUCAACACUUCUCACCUACACACUACAAAUCAAGCAGGACUGACUGAUACAAUUAAAGCUGUUCAAACCAACCUGAAGAGGUGAUGUGUGGAUAUUUGAUAAACUGGUGAAAAGUUUGCAUAAAAUUAAAGAUCUGUAUCACCCCUUGUCCAUCAGAAACAGAAUCUGGAUUUGCCUCCAUGUCUAUGGUGUGUGUUUCUGUGUGUUUAAACCUCCCUGUGUCAAACCACUUACUGUACUGUAUGUGGGAGGAAAAGAUGGUGUGCAAGCCUGAGUAUUAUGAGCCCUGUUUGCAUUCCUCUCUAACACUGCAGCUCCAGAAACAGAGAGGAAAAAUAUUUGCUUGGUGCUUAUUGAUGAUGAUAAAUGAUUUAUAAUCAUUUUAAUAAAUAUUUAAACCCCAA